Molecule: messenger RNA, 1062 nt
Organism: Apiotrichum porosum
Lineage: Eukaryota; Fungi; Basidiomycota; Tremellomycetes; Trichosporonales; Trichosporonaceae
Exons: 3
Coding region: 1-1062 (353 amino acids)
Biological process (GO): transmembrane transport
Molecular function (GO): transmembrane transporter activity
Source: RefSeq, a predicted model, not a curated record
AUGGUCGACUCUGCUCAGCACAUCGGCGGUUUCGACACCGUUCCGCCUGCCGAGGACGACGCUGCCAAAUCCAUUGACCUCAACAACGGGUCCAACCCUGUGGCCACCCCCAAGGACAGUCCUGAUGCUGUUUCACGCAUCGAGGCCUUCCGUCGGCUCUACAACACAUCCAAGAAGCAGACCUUUUUCUGGGUGGCUUUCGUCUGCUGGGCCUUGGCUCUCGACAUCUCGUCUGCCACCACGGGUCUCUACUUGUCGUUUGCCACGUCCUUUUUUGGGCAACAUCCCAUCCUGUCGACCAUCACGCUCCUGACGGCGGUGAUGGCGGCGGUCAUCCAGCCGUUCUGGGGCAAGCUCGCCGACAUGGCCGCCCGCCCCAUAUGCCUGCUCCUCAGCCUCCUCCUCUACACCCUUGGGUCAUUUACUCUCUCGUCGCUCAUUGUGGCCGACGUCACCACGCUUCGCAACCGCGGUCUGGCGUACGGGAUGGUCUCGUUCAUCUACCUCCCGUUCGCGUUCGUUUCGUCCAACAUCGCCGCCGGGGUUGGGCUGGAGAACUGGAGGUGGGGUUACGGCAUGUUCUGCGUCAUGAUGCCGGUCUGCGUCGCCCCCAUCCUCGGCAUGCUGUUCUGGGCGGAUCGUAAGGCCAAGCAGCAAUUGACGGCCGAGAAGGGCCCCGCUGAGGUCGUCAAGGCGCCGCUCGCGAACAGGAUCCGUCGAACGCUGGCACUUGUUGAUCCCCUCGGGCUAAUCCUCAUCGGCUUCGCCUUUUCGCUCCUCCUCUGCCCUCCCACGCUGUACGCAAGUGCCGUCGGCGGCUGGUCAAAUCCGUCAAUGAUCGCCAUGGAAGUGGUUGGCGGCGUCAUUUUCAUCCUAUUUAUCAUUUGGGAGUGGAAAUUUGCUGCCCACCCGCUCUUCCCUCUGCGGAUCUUCAAGCUCAACUACCUGCUCUGUCUCUUUACCACCAUCAUGCUCUUCCUCGUGACCGGCGUCUACAACACUACUGGACCAGCUGGAUCUGGGUCGUCAAGGACUACGACGAGUCCCAGUGGACUUACAUGA